Messenger RNA from Oreochromis aureus, 2383 nucleotides. RefSeq names its product solute carrier family 35 member C1 (gene slc35c1). The record is from RefSeq and is a predicted model, not a curated record. Gene Ontology annotation, biological process: GDP-fucose import into Golgi lumen; protein O-linked glycosylation via fucose. NCBI's taxonomy places the organism in Eukaryota, Metazoa, Chordata, Actinopteri, Cichliformes, Cichlidae. The coding region runs from base 143 to 1243 and encodes 366 amino acids. Gene Ontology annotation, molecular function: antiporter activity. The transcript has 2 exons. Gene Ontology annotation, cellular component: Golgi apparatus.
GGAAGUCUCUUUGUUGACGGCGCUGACCGAACGGCAGUCAUGUUUGGCUUUUUCAUACAGUCAGUUUGCUGGUCUUGAGCGGCGUAUUAGCUCAUGUAAAUGUCCCAGCUUUUACUCAGGUGCGUGUUCUUCAUCUGCACUUAUGAACAGGACACAGCUGAAGCGCUCCAGCAUCUUGAGGAUGGCUUUGAGCGGUUCUGAAACGAUGGACCGGGACGAACCUGAAGAGACUUUCGUAUUCCGAGCAGUGAGAAUAGCAGCUGUGGUUGCGCUAUACUGGUUUGUCUCGAUAACGAUGGUGUUCCUCAAUAAUCACCUGCUGGACAACAAAGACUUGGACGCGCCGUUGUUCGUCACUUUUUAUCAGUGUGUGGUCACUGUUGCACUUUGCUGGCUCAUGCAGCUGCUAUCAAAAAUGUGCCCACGACUCAUCGACUUCCCCUCGGUCAGGUUUGACGUGAAGCUGUCCCGGGAGGUCCUUCCGCUGUCCAUCGUGUUCAUCGGCAUGAUCACUUUCAACAACUUGUGCCUGAAACAUCUCGGGGUGGCUUUCUACACGGUUGGCCGCUCUCUGAGCACGGUUUUCAAUGUGCUGUUAUCGUACGUUAUCCUGAAACAAACCACGUCUUUCAGAGCUCUGGCGUGCUGUGGAAUCAUAUUAGGUGGAUUCUGGCUUGGCGUGGACCAGGAAGGCAUGUCAGGGCAUCUCUCCUGGACAGGCGUAUUUUUUGGGGUGCUGGCUAGCGCCUGCGUCUCUCUCAAUGCCAUCUAUACUAAGAAGGUAAUGCCUGCCCUGGAUGGAAACAUCUGGAAACUGUCCUACUAUAACAACAUCAACGCCUGCGUCCUCUUCCUCCCUCUCAUCCUUGUGUUUGGAGAGUUGGGCCAGCUCGUCAAGUUCAGCCGCCUCACUGACAUCAGCUUUUGGGGAAUGAUGACUCUCGGAGGAGUGUUUGGUUUUGCCAUAGGCUAUGUUACAGGGCUCCAGAUCAAAUAUACAAGCCCGCUCACACAUAAUGUUUCAGGGACUGCAAAGGCCUGUGCACAGACUGUCAUUGCAGUAGUGUACAACUCUUCCACUAAGACCCUGCUGUGGUGGACCAGUAACAUGAUGGUUCUUGGUGGUUCAUCUGCCUACACUUGGGUAAAAAGUCUAGAAAUGAAGAAGAGUCCCAGCACAGUCACUCAGGAUUCAGCCAAGGAAAAAUUGCUUUCAGGGGAUAAAGAAGACCAAGGGGUGUAAGUUAAUAAACUUUUGGGUUGUAUCUAUGUGGGCUGAGAAUGUUGUGACAGUGCAAAUGAAGUAACUUUUAUUCCAGCGGAAAAAGGAAAGUAAGUUAAUUAUGAUUAUUAUUGGGGGGGGUUUUGGUUUUUUUUAUGUGGCAAAUGUAGAAAGGUGAGGGGAAUUUGUAAUGUGUUGAGGUUUAUUGAAGAUGUGAGGGGAAAAGGCAAUCAGAAACCUUGUGUAACUGUGUUUGAUCUACUAUAGGCCUUUUUAUAAUUAAGGAAAGCAGUCCUUGAAUGUUUUAGACUGUUACAGUUUUGAACUGUACACCAUUAACUACUUGCUUUUGAACUAAAUAAGACUGGAAAUUGAAAGUACAUACUGUCAUUGGAUAUAUUCAUUUCAUAAUCGCGUUUCCAAACAAAUGUGAAGCAGAUCAGGAAGCGAUCUGUGUGAAUAUGUGCAUAUGUAUUUUCAUAUGCCACAGUUUACUUGUAUAACUUCACCUGGUUUUGCUUCUUACACUAAUGUAUGUGACGAGAGGCUGUUUAUUCAAAAGAAGCUACAUGAAAAGGUUUUUGGUGAGGUAUAAUUUGUAAUCUUGCUCUUUGAGGUGAUGUUAAAACAUUACAGCAUUUAAGUUUAACAGAAUGAGGCAUUUUUCUUGUGAAAGAUUGUACUUUAUGGUGUCUUUGCUAAUGAAAUGAUAAUUUUCACAUACAUUCUUUUGAUUUACAGUUGACAAAUAAAAUGUAUAGUUUUUAUACACACAUUUUCCAUCACUUCACAACAUACAGCUAAACGGACGUAAUGUGCACAGUCUGUGUUUCAGUUAGAAAUGCAUCGUAGAUCAAAAGUCCAGAGCAAAUGUAGUAAAGUUUGAGUUUUGACAUCAUUUCCUGUGUGACACUUGUUAAGAAAAUGUUUAAGGCGAGCCUCAUUUUCCUCAUUUUCCUUUCACUUCCCUGUGGGAUAAAUAAACCUGGUUGUCAUGUCAGUAGCUCAUAUGGGACAUGGAAAAGAAACUCAGUCAUUUUUACGCAGACAAAUGUAUUACAAUUGUUGAUGUGGCUGAUGCUUGGGACAUGGAGAAGUUGCCCUGAAACAUAACGAUUUUUAAUAUGAAUAAAUAAAAGCUAAGAAAUGACUCUUGUAAAA